AUGUCGAUGAAACGGUUCGGAAAAGCGGCGUAUCGCAUUGCGAAUGAGGUAAUUGCUGUUUGACUGACUUUUACAUCAAAAACGUAUUUCAGCUGGUCGCCCGUAGCGGCCGAACUUCUUUGCUCUUCCAACGCUUCUGGCCGCGAAUCUUCCCGGCCACGUACAAUUUGGGUGUCCACGUGGCACUGCGGAAGGCGCCCGUUCCCGCCAGAGCCACCCUUCGAAUCGCCCGUCUCGCAGCCCGAAACGGACGCUUUUUCCGGCCGUUCUCCUCUCUGAUCAUCGAGAGGAAUCGCAUUUUCGAACGGAGAAACGAGGAAAAGUGGCGGCGGUUCCGGCCAAUUCGGCAGGAACAGAAAUCGAUUGAUUUGGUGGAGAGAAUUAAAGAAUUAUUCGGGAAUUCGGUCAGAUAUAAUGAGGAUCUGCGCAAGACCAACAUGCCCGGCUGCAUUGACUCCUACGAGUUUGGUAAGCGAUUUUCUAUUGAGAUUUUUGAAUUUUUAAUGAAAUCUACGUUUUCAGGUUAUUUUUACGUUCAAAAUCGACAAUUUUUCAAUUUUUAGGCGAAUUUCUGGGCCAAGGGUGCAAUGCGGCGGUGUACUCGGCCAAAUUGGCGGAUUCCGAAACACCGACGUCUUCGCUGGGCGUCGGGUUCAACGAAGUCAGCGAUAUAUUGGCAGAAGUGCCGCACGUCUCCAAAGUUGUGCAAAAAGUGAGCAUUUAACUGCAGUUUUGGAAAUUUUAUCGAAAAAUCGAUAAAAUUGCAGACGUAUCCGCUGGCGAUCAAGCUAAUGUUCAAUUUCGAGCACGACCGCCUCGGCGACGACCAUUUGUGGCGUUCGAUGGGAAACGAGCUGGCUCCGUACCCGGCGGCGGCGAAAUUACUGAACGGACGGAUGGGAACGUUCCGUCCGCUGCCCGCAAAACAUCCGAACGUCGUCAGAAUCAUGACGGCGUUUGUCGACUCACUGAAAGUGCUGCCCGAUGCGUUGGAGAGGUAAGAAUGAUGCAAAACUAUUAUAGUUGGACAACUACUAUAGUUCGAGUUGAAAGGUGCUUCAUAUCAAACUUGGAUCGCUUUGAUAUAAAGUACUUUCAACCUGAACACGUUUUAGUUGUGCUGUAAUAGUAGAAUGGACAGAAUGGGACUGGACAGUUGAACGCCAUGAAUUUAUAGGACCUCUAAUUCGAUUAUUGUGCAAAUCCAAGUGACAAAGAAAAUCACGGUACCUAAAACGGUCGGAAAAGUGGGCAUAUGAACAACAAUAGUUAUUGUUACUAUUUUUAUUAGAUUAGGCCGGGGCGCAUUGGGAAAAUACGGAAAAUACGGGAAAAUCAUGCCAGGACCGGGAUUUUGGACGCACUUACUAUUGCCAAUUAACCAAUGGGACCGUAAUUUUGCAUAUUAGUUUAAAGCAACUUACUCAAAGUUACGGUUCAAUAGUAAGUGGUCCAAAGUCCAGGCCCCGGCCUAAUUCAACCGUAUUUUCCGAAUGCGCCCGGCCUAAUAUAACAAAAAUUGUAACAAUAACAGUUGUUGUUCAUAUGCCCAGUUUUACGGAACCUCGUGACUUUCUUUGUCACCUAGAAAACAUGGAUUUGCACAAUAAUCUAAUUAGCGGUUCCUAUAAAUUCAUAGCGCUCAACUGCACACUGUCAUUUUGUCCAUUAGCUCUAUUCAGCUACUAUUAUAGCACAACUAAAAUGUGUUCAGGCUGAACAGCACUUUCUAUCAAAGGGAUCGAAGCCUGUUUGGAUAGGAAGUGCCCUUCAUCCAGAACUAGAAUAGUUGUAGAUUUUUAUGGGGAAAAACGGUUGUUUUCAAGAUACCCGGACGCUUUGCACACCGCCCGCUGGUACGAAUCGAUCGCCGCGUCGCCGAAAACAAUGUACGUGGUGAUGCGUCGAUACCGGCAGACUCUUCACGAAUACGUGUGGAGCCACCAUCGCAACUACUGGACCGGACGGAUCCUGAUGGCCCAACUGCUCGAGGCGUGCACCUAUCUGCACGAACAUCACGUCGCGCAGCGAGACAUGAAAAGCGACAAUAUUCUGUUGCAAUACGACUUCGAGGACGAGAUUCCGCAGCUGGUCGUCGCCGAUUUCGGGUGCGCACUGGCCGCCGGCGACUGGCUAGUCGAAUAUGACAGCGAUGACGUCAGUAUGGGCGGGAACACGAAGACGCGGGCGCCAGAGAUUUGCACUGCAAAGCCCGGGAAGGAUGUGUGAGUUUGGAUGGAACUGGGCGAAAUGAGCUUCAAACAUGAUCAAAGUUCUGAGUAGAACAACAUGUCAGACUGUAGAUCUCGAUGAGUUCUACGAAUGUGACAGCAAUUGUUUUUUCCGUAGCGCGGGCCGACCUAGAAACCGGCUAGUUUGCUGUCACAUUUGUAGAACUCAUCGUUGUUCCACUCACAACUUUGAUUUAGAAGCGAAUUAUCAGCCGGGCCAAAAUCUUAUGGCGCCGCAAUCUAGACCUUUCUGACUUUAACCGAACCGUAACGGGUUGCUUCCACUCAUUUGAACCCACUAGGCCACCUGAACAUUUUUUGAAAAUUGUUGUUAUCGGUUUUUUAUGGUUGCCGCUGGUUCAGAAAAUUCAAUCCGAUCGCCAGAUCGGAACAAUGUUUUAGCGUUUCUUAAACAUCCAGCACCCGUGCUAAUUUACCUUUCAAAAACUCCUACUUUUUGCAGAAAACUCAAUUUCGAGAUGGCGGACACGUGGGCCGCCGGUGGUCUCUGCUACGAGAUCCUGACCCGAUCCAAUCCGUUCUACAAAUGCCUCGACUCUGCGACGUACGCGCACUCGGACCUUCCCGCCCUGCCCGCCCGCGUACAUUUCGUCGCCCGCGACGUCAUCCGGGACCUGCUGAAGCGGGAUCCAGCGGAGAGAGUUCGGCCGAAAAUCGCCGCCAACGCACUCAAUUUGUCGCUUUUCCGGCUCGGCGACGACGUUCGCGAAAUGAUGGAAAAGUGCGGGGUGUCUCAGUUGACCACACUUCUUGCGGGCACCUCCAAGCAGCUGGGCGAGAAAGGUAAAAGAAAACUAGCACGGCGGCAGAAAAUUGAAAAAAGGGCGCGGCCAUCCGUAAAGUUAAUGAUUGCGCUUAUUCUGGGCUUUAAAUGAGCAGAUUUCAUCACGAAAUGCCAAAGUUGAAGUGAUUUCUUGAUCAUCGUUUUCGACACUCAUUUCAUCGGAUAACUGUUGAGUUCGUUGCGAAAUAUGCGAAAACACGUCUCAAGCGUUGCAUUUUCACGAAAGUUUUCGAAAACCGCAAACCACGCCCUCUUUUUUAACGUUUGGUCGCCGUGUCUACAGAAACUUGAGAAAGAAUACUCAACUUGCGACUUUUAGUGAACAUCGGCCUGGACAAAGUGAUGAGUCUGAUCACAGCGGAAACGAUAGUCGCCUCGCUGGCGCCCCAUCUGAUCAGCCGCGCCGAACGCCAGCUCCGUGCCACGUUUCUCGCGAGAAUCGACCGGAAUGAAAUCUGGACGAGUCUCGCCUACUUUUUCCCGGCCGACGGAAAGAUUUACGAGAAUUCUAUGGAUUCCGGCUCGAUCGCCAGUCUCGUCUCCACGUUUUCCGGCGGCGAAAUUUCGACGAAUUCGGAGAAAAGGGGAGAGCCGAAAAAGAAUGGAUUUCACAAUUCGACGGCGAUUUUGAAAAAUGUGAUUCGCUCGGAUUCCGAUGGAAUUAACGGAAUUGUACAUAGAAUUCGCUCCAAAUAAUUCUUAAAAUAUAUUGCAGAUUUUCCGAUGAACUUAAAAUAUUGUGCGCAAUUUUCUGUACCUUCCACAUUUUUUGCAGAUUUGUCCUGUAAUUUUCCGGCAAAAAAUGCAAAGACGCUCCAUUGAGAAUAGUUGAUUUUUCGCUAGCUUUUCCAUAAAAAUAGUACAAUGUCCUCUCUGUUUUCCUCUGUAAUUUCUUUUCUCUAUUGCCAGUUUUUUAUGUACGGUUUUGCCCAAAUGCCCACCUCACAGCUUUGUUUUAUUGGUUUUGAACUGAAAAAAGUGUUUUUCGGUUGAUUUUUGAUUUGCAACGGUUUUUCAGCCGCUUUUCGUAUAUCGUUGAUUUUUUGUGCUGAAUAAUUGCGAAAUGGUCAAUUAUUUAAAUUUUUAGGUGCAUGAGCAGUCUGUACGUGCCAUUAGUGUUGCGGCUCGAAGUGAAAGAGCCGACGCGAAUUUUGCAGUCUUUUCAGGACGAUUCUAAAGCCGGUGAGCGAUUUUUCGCACUUUUCUUCAAAUGUUUUCAAUACUAUUGUCCAUUUGCCAGGGAGCGAGUCCCCGUUGGCCGGAGAACGAACCCGUCAACGACUGGCGACGAAGCCGCGAAUGUCUCCGCCGAAGAAAGAGGAACGGGCGAAGCGGGGCCGGGAGGGCGAGGCGCCGCCGAUCGGGGCAAGUUCUUCGGAACCGCCCACGCACGGAUACCACAAGGGACGGAGGACGUACUCGGAAGUGGUGGUCGAGUCGCUCGAAGGUCACAGACUCGUCGACUCGACCGCCGGAUCUGUGGCCGGCACUUCGGAGAGAUCCGAGAGAUCCGCUGGCAGAGCUGUCUCCGAGGGACCGCGUUAGUUUUUGCGAGCAUUUAACAGUUUUCUGAAAAAAAUUGACAAUUUCAGCGGACCAAGUGGCGUACUACUCUGGCAAUCCGUUGACGGAGAAAACGGAGGGAAUGAUGCACUUUUACAAAUACAACGACGAGAAACUGACACGGGCGGCGCAGUGCCGCAUGCUGUGCAUGUUCGCCGUGCCCGCAUCGGUCGAAGUGCGCGAUUUGAUAUCGUUCAUGUGCAUUUCCCUGCAGACGAUCGUCAGCAUCAAAGUGGUCCGUGAUGCGGUGCCCAAUCAGUACAUGCUCAUCAUCAAGUUUCGCGAUCACGUACGUCUUUGUGAUUUUUCUAAAAAUAAAAUUUUGUUGUUGCAGAAUGAGACGGUCACUUUCUACGAGGAAUACAAUAAUUGUCCGUUCAACGAUUUGGAGCCCCACCGAUGUACCCUUUUCUUCGUCGAUCGCAUCGAAUGCGUGAGUUUUCAAAUGUUCUCUUCAGAAUGGUGAGCUCGAGCUGCCAUACUUGUGAUUGUACGUCCCGGCCUCUGCAUGGCAACCGUAAUUUUUGGCAUUUUUUUUUAGCAACUUUAACUUAAUUAUUUUAUUCAUCGCAAAAAAAAAACCGGUAAAAAAAAAAAGGUACGGCCGAUUUUCAUUGUUAUUAAAUAGAAAAUGGUCAAUCUGUGUCAGCUGGAGCAUAUCUAGAACCAUACAGACGUUUGAAGCAGAGCAUUUCCAACUUUUUAUACCCUAAUUGACCCCGGAAAUAAUGAAAUUCCUAUGGUGAAAUUGCAGACGACGUCGGACGAGCUGAUGUCUGCGGAGUGCUCCUCGCUGACGGAGCUGCCGACGUGCGCGGUCUGUUUGGAGCGGAUGGACGAGAGUGUGCUGGCGAUACUGUGCAACCACUCGUUCCACGCCCGAUGCCUCGAGCAGUGGGCCGACAACACUUGCCCGGUGUGCCGGUACGUGCAGUCGCCGGAGGAGGUGGCCGAGCAGCGGUGCAACGACUGCGGCAUGAGCAACGAUCUUUGGAUGUGUCUCAUUUGCGGCAACAUAGGCUGCGGCCGCUACGCCGAUCAGCACGCACAGCGGCAUUGGGAACUCACCUCGCACACCUACAGGUGCGGGAAACAUUUGUACUUUUUUCGUCAAAAAAUGCGAGUUUUUUCAGUCUGAAAGUGGGCGGAGAACGAGUCUGGGACUACGCCGGCGACAAUUACGUGCACCGACUCAUCGAGAAUGGGGCCGACGGAAAAAUGGUGGAGUAUCAGCGAGAAAGCAAUACGGUACGUUUUCUCUUAUGCUCCUUUCCAAUCAAAUGAUUUUUGUUGCGUUUUUAGAGUAUGGACGAGAAAAGCAGCGGAAAAGACGACAAACUGGAGGGAAUCAAGUUGGAAUACACUCUUUUGCUGACUAGCCAACUGGAGAAUCAACGAAAGUAUUUCGAGGAGAAACGGACCGAUAUGGAGAGGACCAUGUCGAAGAUGGAGAAGAUCGCCUGUGCGCAGGUAUAUUCGUCUAUAAACUUUUACUUUUCCAAUUUUCAAUGAGUUGCCGAGCCCUUAGUUUUGUCAAAACAUUUCUUUUUCUCAGGUGGAAUCGCUCGAACAUCAACUGGUGGAAAAAGUCGGAGAAGUGAAGAAUCUGAAGGGCGAACUGGACGAGACGGCGGCGGCGAAGAAGGCGGCGGAACGGAAAGCGGCGCAGACGACCGAGAAGGCGACGAAAUUGGCGACGGAGCUGAAGGACGAACGGGAGAUCAAUCAGAUGUUGCGGAAGGAUCAGCAGGUGUGGAAGGAGCACGUCGAGAAGCUCAUCGGCAGUCAGAAAACCGCCAGGACCGAGUAUGAAAAGGUAAGCACUCGCUUUUUGCAGUGAAAGUCCAAAAAAAUCAAAUUCAGAAAAUCGAGGACCUGCAGGCACAAGUCAACGACCUGCUGAUGCAUUUCGAGACGCAGAACAAACUGAAAGAGCAACUGGAAGCGGGAAAUGUCACCCAGGAGGUAGGCUUCGCCCCAUUUUAGCCCAGUUUUCAUCAAAUUAUUGCAGGAAAUCACUGAAAGUCAUUUGGGAGUCAACGAAUCCGAGUCGAAGUCGAAAAAAUCGUCGGCGGCGCAGAAAAAGAAGCGAAAUAAGUGA
Caenorhabditis sp. 36 PRJEB53466 is the source of this 6700-nucleotide messenger RNA. The record is from the annotation of a GenBank genome assembly. Lineage: Eukaryota; Metazoa; Nematoda; Chromadorea; Rhabditida; Rhabditidae.